GCGCGGAGGGGGCCGCAAAACGCCCCCCCUCCCCUUUCCCCCCAGCCCGUCUCCCUCCGCCCUAUAUAAGGCGCGCGCGGCGGGGCUACCGGCUCCGCAGUGUGCGUGGGCGCGCGCGGUGGUUCCGCGCGGCUUCCUCCUCCUUCCCACUCCCCCCCCACCUUCAACCCGGCCUCAGCAGCGCCGCCGCCAUGAGUUCGGGGACCCCCUACAUCGGCAGCAAGAUCAGCCUCAUCUCCAAGGCUCAGAUCCGCUAUGAGGGCAUCCUCUACACCAUCGACACCGAGAACUCCACUGUGGCGCUGGCCAAGGUGCGGUCCUUUGGUACUGAAGACCGGCCCACAGACAGACCUGCUCCUCCAAGGGAAGAAAUCUAUGAAUACAUUAUUUUUCGAGGAAGUGACAUCAAAGACAUCACUGUCUGUGAACCUCCAAAAGCUCAACAUACUCUGCCACAAGAUCCUGCCAUUGUUCAAUCUUCACUGGGCUCUGCCUCUACAUCAUCCUUUCAGCCACAUGUGCCUUACAGCCCGUUUAGAGGUAUGCCACCUUACAGCCAGCUUGCUGCCAGCUCUUUACUUAGCCAGCAGUAUGCAGCUUCAUUAGGUUUAGAGAAAUUGGUAAGCCCUCCAGCAUCAGCAGCUGCUUCCAGCCCUAGUUCUUCUCCGUCUCCACAACCUGUUUCAGAGCCUGACAUGUCUUCAGAGCCCCAUCAGCUCUCUUCCAAGGGUCCUGGCUUUCCUUCUGUUCACCCAGUCCGCAAAAGCCCCAUGGUAGAGCAGGCUGUUCAGACUGGCCCAGUCUACAACUUGAAUGCACAAAAGCCAUCCCCGGUGAAAGUAACUCCAGGGGUUCAGCGCAAUGGACGGCAGGUUCCACCGGGCAGCAGUAAGACAACUGAUACAGUCCAGGCAGCACCUGUGCAAACCCAAGGACAGGUGAAUGAUGAAAACCGAAGACCUCAAAGGAGAAGAUCAGGAAACAGGAGAACCAGAAACCGUUCUAGAGGACAAAACAGACCAACUACUGUGAAGGAAAAUACAAUAAAGUUUGAAGGUGACUUUGACUUUGAAAGUGCAAAUGCACAAUUCAACAGAGAGGAACUUGAUAAAGAAUUCAAGAAGAAACUAAACUUUAAAGAUGACAAAGCAGAGACGGGGGAAGAAAAAGGGGACCCUGGAGUGGCAACUCAAAACAAUGACAGUAACGCGGAGGAGGACCUUCUGGGACCCAACUGCUAUUAUGAUAAAUCCAAGUCUUUCUUUGACAACAUUUCUUCAGAACUGAAGUCUAGUUCUAGGCGUACCACGUGGGCUGAAGAAAGGAAGCUCAACACAGAGACGUUUGGAGUGUCUGGACGAUUCCUUCGUGGCCGCAGCUUUCGUGGUGGAUUUCGAGGUGGAAGGGGUAGCGGAGCAGCAAGGCGGACCCACCCCACUCACAGAGCGGGUACUGGCAGAGUGUAACUUCAGAGGCAAGUUUUUUUAGCAAGAAUAAACACUGUGCUGUGCCAGGUUUGUCUUAUUCCUUGCCUGAACUGUCUGUGCAGACUGUUUUGCUCUCUAGUCUCAUGGAUAGAUCAAGAAUUGUUCCUUUAUUGUAUCUGAUCGAUCCUUCUAAGCAGUAGAAGGAAAGAACAGGUUAAAAUUACACAUUCAAGAUAUUGAUAGUUCUGUUGAUUUCUUGGGCUGGCUUUCUGUCUGAGAACGCAAGAACUGCUUGUUUGAGCUGAGGCUUUCUAGCUAAGGGUUUCAGUUGAUAUGUGGGUGUGAACUUUGUUUUUCUUUCCCUGGGAGAAGAUACCCACGAUAUCAGAUCUAAUUCUGCCUUUUUCCUGAACAGGUUAAGAUCUAAGAUCUCUCCCAAGAGGAUGAAUCUGUAUAUAGAAAGAAAACAACGAACUGCUGCACUAAUGUGGGAAAAUGGUUCAUAGUGUUUACUGUCUCAGCUCAAGUGACAGAACUUCAUGUACUACUGCUUAUCUUCUGGACUUAUUUUGGACCAGCAACAGUCAGCUGGAGUAUUCUUUGGAAGAGGGAAUGUGUUCAGGGGUACCUUCUUCAGGGUGUCUUUUUUCUUUGUAUUUUUUUAAGUGCAGACUAACUUACAUCGUUCUUCUUUCGGGGUCUCUCAAAGGCUGCUAUAGUCUAAGCUUAAAGUCAGACUCCUUUUUCUGAACCCUGAAGAAGAUAAAUCAUGCUACUUUAACAUGGAACCAAAGCUCACUUGAAAUAAACCAGCUAUAAUUUGUUUGUUCUGAGUAACCAAAUGGAUCCUUUGGUGCCGCUGGUCUCAGCGGCAGGUGUGAAGUAGCACUUGGUAUCUGGAAGAAUGGAUUCCUGGUGCCGAGGAGUUGUGUGUAUUGUCACUUGGGAAUACUGGAUUGUUGAUCAUGUAGUAGUGUAAAUGCCUGUACAACUGUUUGUCGGCUGGUACUCAUGUGGAGGCACUGCAGGUGUGCACAGUGCUGCGACUCCCUCGAGCCGAAGGGUGCUGGGCGCUCCUCAGGCUCAGAGCGCCUCACUGGUCGGGGCAGUGCAGGGACAGCGUGCUGUGCCCUCGCAGGACAGGGGUGGGCAUAUGUGUCCCUGCUUCUGUACUCAGAAGAAAGAGGUUUGGGCAGUAGCUGGCUGUCUGGGAAGGAGACUGAAGCCUUGACUUCUUGCCCUCGGUGUGUGCCUCGCUCCUAGGCAGUACUGGAGGCAAACAGUUCUCUGUACACUAGUAACUGUGGUGGAACACUAUGGAAUGUUUUCAUUAAACUAGGGAUGAGAGUCCGUAUAAUGAAGCUUAACAGAUGGGCAUGUUUAAUUUGUUUCCUCUAUACCCCCAUACUGUAAAUAGUUUAGUUGUUUUUCUUUUGUUUUUAAAAGUGUGUAUGUGGGGAGAGGGGCUGGGAGGGGGGGUUUACAUUUCUUUGCAUGAAUCUGUGGGUUAAACUGCUAUAGGCAUGUGUCCCUUUUUUGGUUGGUAGGGAAUUUUGUUGGAAAAGCACCUUGAUGACCGAACCCCUUACAUAGCUAGAAUUUUUAGUUACGCGUUGACCUAGGUUACUGUAAAAGCUUGGAUUUAUUUUUGUAGGACUUUAUUGCUAAGAAUUAGGACAUAGCAGUGGGGCCGCUCUUUGGAGUGAUGUAAAUUGUAAUUAUAAUAAACAUGUAAAUGUUUACUGGUUUGCUCCUGGUUUGUUCUGUACACAGCUCACUACCGUUGGUCCGUACAGUGUGUCACAUGUCUGUCCUAGCAGGGCUUGCAUCUAAGUUGGAUAAAGCUGUGCUGCAGAGUCCUCCCAGGCCCAGACAGCAGUACACAGUGUUGGAAAUGGGCUUAAAAACCCUCAUCCAGGCCCUGGCUCCCCUUGUUCCCAGGGCCCUGUGUUCUUGCUCUCUGGUUGAGGAAUCGGGUGCUGCUGUUCCCUGUGGUGCCCGAGCCCUGGGCCUGGACCAACGCUUGUUUUGGGUGGUGGGGCCGUGGGUCCCGUAGCCACAAACCACCUCUGGUGCCUGUGCUCAUACCCACAAGACAGCGGGUGCUGGAAUGGCUUCCCUAGAACUGCUGUGAGCCUCUCGUUUCUCUGCUGGCAAAACAGCCACUGUGAUGUUCUGUGUAGAGGUGGAAUUGCACUGCGGGAGUCAACAGACUUGUCCUGGGUGGUAAAAAAAAAAUCAUUAACUUUGGUGCAGGAAUGCCUUUCUGUUUGUUUCUGAGACAGCAACUCCCCUUGCUGCUGCAGAAAGGCCUUGGAUCGAAUACAUGGGAGAUGGUUGCUGUCACUGACACCUCUGGAGUGACCGUAAUGGGGAUUUGUCUGGCUGCCCUGGGCUGAGUGCUGCACCUGGCUCGCUGUGUGGGAGCAGCAUCCAUGGAAUAACGGCUGCCGCUCAGCCCCAGUGCUCACUGCUGGCAUUUCACCAGGAGAAGCUUUCGGCUGGAAGAUUCCCAGCGCGAGGGAAUGAUGCUGGUGACUUGUGCAGGAAACCAAACACAGCUCUUGACUCAGAAGUUCUGUCCAAAACACCACUGUAUUCCAGCAACUCACUUUCUCUAGCUGAUGUGAUCUGGUGCUUCCCUGGGCAAGAGAAAAAGCCCUGCAGUGUUCCUGUCCUCAAACCCUGGCUGACUCUGGAAGCAGCAUGGCUGUGGUGCAAGCCUGGGAGCCUCCCCAGGCUGCCUGCAGCCCCGCUCUCUCUGGCAGGGCACAGGCUCUUUGCUGUAUGCCUACAACCCCUGCUCUGGGCUGUUGAGGGCAGCUGAUGCGCUGCUUUCAGGGGCUGAUCCCCUUCCAUCCUUCUGUGCAAAGAAGUGUUGCGUGUUGCAAGCAGGUCCUGAGCCUUGUGGGAAGAACCUAAGA
This is a messenger RNA of Cuculus canorus (common cuckoo), 4351 nucleotides long. It is a transcript of the gene LSM14B, whose product is annotated as LSM family member 14B. Gene Ontology annotation, molecular function: mRNA binding. Bases 192 to 1466 code for a protein of 424 amino acids. The record is from RefSeq and is a predicted model, not a curated record. The transcript is spliced from 9 exons. NCBI's taxonomy places the organism in Eukaryota, Metazoa, Chordata, Aves, Cuculiformes, Cuculidae.